CUGAAAUCAUCGUCUGAGCUUUCACCAUUACCUGAUUUAACUAUGGAAGGAAAAGAUGAUGGAAUAGCGAGCUUUCAGACAGAAACAAAGGUUACCCAUCCUACUGCCCCGAAACUUUUGAAUGAUGCUUUUAAGGAUGGCUCUUCGAUGGUGCACCUUAAGGACUUUCAGAUCACGUCGCCUGAUCCUAUUCAAGGUAUGGACACAAGUUGGGAAGGUACAGAUGAUGGUAUAGGAAGUCAGCGAGCAGAAAAGGAGGUCUCAUCUCAGAUUUUCCCGAAAUUACUGGCUAAUGCUAUCAAGAGUGGUCCCAAGUUGAUGCAUAAGAUCGAAAUUGAACAAGGUAACCUUCCUAUCUUCUCUUUUUCCUCCCCGGAUGGUACUUUCAAGGCUAGUUCUUCGGAUAUUUCAAAGCCUAGAACGUAUAUAGGUAAAAGAACUAGAUCUUGGGGGAAAAAAAUGAAAGAGAAAGAAGUGGUGGAGAAUUUUGACAGAGUGGAUAAGUUGAAUCAGGAUGAACCUAUGGCUAAGAUAUCUAAAAGGAAAGGUCAAGAGGAGGAGGGUACCUCUUCCAAAACUCUGCUUAUAGACAAAGAUACGGUGAUUCAAGAAGGGAGAAGCGGUGGUUUGGCUAUUUUUUGGAAAGAUCAUAUAGAGAUUGACAUUUUGAGCGCUGAUAAAAAUCUCUUAGAUCUAAAAGCUUCCUCUGGUAGUAAGAGUUGGUUUCUCUCUUGUGUAUAUGGUCCUCCUCUUUUGGCUUCUAGGCAUUUGUUGUGGAAUAAGCUUAGUGAUAUAGGCAGUACAGGCAAUGGUUAUACUUGGGGAGGUACUAGGAAUAAGCAAUGGAUUCAAUCUAAGCUGGAUCGAUGUUUUGGAAAUUCUGAAUGGUUUACUCUAUUCCCCAUUUCGCAUCAAUGGUUUUUGGAAAAACUUGGCUCAGACCAUCGACCUGUGUUGGUUAGAUUUAUAAAUGACCAAGAAAUUUUUAGAGGUCAAUUCAAGUUUGAUAAAAGGUGGGCAGAGGAUCCAUGUUUGGAACAGGUCAUUCACAGUUCUUGGAAUCGAUCUACUUAUAAUGAUGAGCCUUCUGUUUUGGUGAAAAUAGCAGAGUGUAGACGAGCUAUUAGUUCUUGGAAAAAACAGAGUGAUACUAAUUCUAGAAUUAGGAUUGCAAGACCAUCGUAUGCUUGGCGCAGCAUUCUCUUUGCUAGACGGCCAGUUAGUUUGCAGCCUUUGAUGAAUAUUAAUCUGAAAGUCCACCAGUUAAUUGAUCCUCGUUCCAGAACCUGGAAACUUGAUGUGUUGCAAACUUUAUUCCCUUUGAAUGAUGUAAAGCUUAUUCUCCAGCAACAACCUUGGUCAGGAACUGCGGAUUUCUAUUGCUGGUCGGGUACUCCUAGUGGGAUCUAUGAUGUCCAAUCCGGAUACAAAUUGAGUAGUAACAUUGCUCAUAAGCAAUUGUUCUAUGAAGCUGGAGAAUCUCCUUCAGUGAAUCCAAUUUUAGACAGCAUCUGGCAUCUUCAUAUUCCAUCAAAAAUUCAGUUGCACGACAGUCCAAUUUCCCAGCCUCCUCAGAUGUCUACUCCACCGGCGGAUUAUGAUGAUAUGUCAGAGGCUCUCCCCUCCUUCCAUGGUUCUAGUGCUGAUGAUACUGACGUCUUUACAGUCCCUGGACCACGUCCUGGUCAUAGAAGGCGGCAUCUUUCAGAGCACUCUCAUAGUAGUCUCCAUUCUGAUGGAUGUGUUCCUUCAAUGGGCUUUACAAAUUUAGAGCCAGGGGAGUCUUCCAAAAGAAAGAGCUCAAGUGCAUCACCUACGGUGUCUGACCAAAGACUGAAGAAGAAGUAUCCAGGUCUGGAUAAACGACUGAUGUGUGUAGCAUACUGUUUGGUAGCUUUGGACAUAGGUGCUUGCUUGAUGAAGUCACAGUUAAACUGCAAGGGUUUUUUGGAAGAUACUCAUAAGCUGUAUGCUUAAGAAGUAUGAUCCCUCAUAUUAGUUUAUCUGAAGCAGAAGUUACAAUGAGUUUUAACAUUCUCUGAAGCUAGCUUUGUAAUAAUGCUCCCACUAAUAUGAUGUAAUACUGUACUGUGGUUUACCUUGUAAUUAAUAAAAUCAACUUUUUGUG
Messenger RNA from Arabidopsis arenosa, 2128 nucleotides. NCBI's taxonomy places the organism in Eukaryota, Viridiplantae, Streptophyta, Magnoliopsida, Brassicales, Brassicaceae. The record is from the annotation of a GenBank genome assembly.